CAAGUAAUAAGGAUUGAGACGACGGAACGCAAACGCCCCGAGCCGCCAUAAAUAUCGCGCUUCCUUCCCCUCCGACGAUUCCCACUGCUGCCGUGAGCUCGGAGACGGAGCUCAACUGUAGUCGCCAUGGCCUUGCGCAGAGCCCUUCCCCACCGUUUCCUUAACACCGCCAAGGCCUCCUCCUACACCCAGUCCCUAGCUCCACCUCUCCGCUCCUCUUCCUCCGACGCCUCGCCGUCGCUCCUUCCCAACGCGAUCUUCCUGUACCAUCGCCCGGUCUUCCGUACCCCCGUCGGCGUCGAGCUGGUCGACCGCGUCCAGGGCAUCGGAUCGGGUCGGAUCCGCCUGGAGGGGCUGUCCCCGCCGCCUCCUACACCGCCGGAUGUGGUCCCGGUGGCGGAGGCGAGGAAGGUUCUGCGGGCGGCGCAGAUGGAGGCCGUCCGGACGAGGCUUAGGGGGCUCGGCCGGAGCUGCGUCUCCUACGCGGAGUUCUCCCGGGUCUGCGGCGAGGUCCCGGGCGUCGAGAGCGACGUGGGGCUCGCGAGCGCCUUGGACACGUCCGGCGCCGUCCUCGUCCUCGGGGACGUCGUCUUCGUCCGCCCCGAAACGGUAGCGCAGGCGAUCGAGAGCAUGAUUCCGGCGCCGUUGGCCCAGCGGAGCGAGGCGCGGGCGAAGGAGCUGAAAGAGAUGGAAGCGAGGAAGGUGUCGAUCGACGCCGAGGCGGCGGCGCUGGUGAAGCGGGAGAUGCGGUGGGGUCUGGGCGUGCUGGCGCUGCAGACCGCCGGCUUCAUGCGGCUCACCUUCUGGGAGCUGUCGUGGGAUGUGAUGGAACCCAUUUGCUUCUACGUCACCUCCGUCUACUUCAUGCUCGGAUACGCCUUCUUCCUGAGGACGUCGAGGGACCCCUCCUUCGAGGGCUUCUUCCACGCCCGCUUUGCCGCGAAGCAGAAGCGGCUCAUGAAGACCCACAGCUUCGACAUGGACAGGCUUAAUGAACUCCGGCGAGGAGCGACGACGCCGGCCAAGGAGUCGUGUGACUGUCAUCAGAGGAUCGACUUCGUCGAGCCUGUGCAUUAACUCUCAAUCGAUGCGUCCUGUUCUUUCUAUUGCACCGUACAGCUCGAGCAAGCAGUGCAUCUCUCUCUUUCUCUCUGUGAAAUCAAUGUAAGCCGCAGCUUUGCCGCAGCAGCAGCAUCACGUACUCGAGUGUUGUUCCCUUGACGCAA
Musa acuminata subsp. malaccensis (wild Malaysian banana) is the source of this 1226-nucleotide messenger RNA. Its product is annotated as calcium uniporter protein 2, mitochondrial-like. Lineage: Eukaryota; Viridiplantae; Streptophyta; Magnoliopsida; Zingiberales; Musaceae. Gene Ontology annotation, cellular component: mitochondrial inner membrane; uniplex complex. Gene Ontology annotation, biological process: calcium import into the mitochondrion; mitochondrial calcium ion homeostasis. The record is from RefSeq and is a predicted model, not a curated record. Gene Ontology annotation, molecular function: uniporter activity; calcium channel activity.